Thelazia callipaeda (thelaziosis nematode) is the source of this 1682-nucleotide messenger RNA. Lineage: Eukaryota; Metazoa; Nematoda; Chromadorea; Rhabditida; Thelaziidae. The record is from the annotation of a GenBank genome assembly.
AUGAGAGGUAUUUAUUUCAUUUUACUUUGGUUACUUGUGCUUCUUUUCGUUAAUUGCCAGCAGCGCUUUAUGCAAAACUGCGAUGAAGCACCAACACCUGAAGCCAAACAAGUCUGCUUUAUGUUGCAACGAAUGGCUCGAAAUUCUUCAAGACAUAGGCCGAACAAACCUGUACAUCGUAUUCCAUCUCCACCGGAAUUUCUUCGACCUGCCCCCAUUCAACCUAAUGCCAGAGGUCAGAUUGCCAGCCAUCCAUACGAUUGCAUGACAAUAACAUGUUUGUGCCCAUUCUUUAGAGGUUCAUUAGGGCCUGAAAAUCAAUGCAUUUUACCAAAUGGACAGCUUCUGACGAUGGCAUAUCGAAAAGAAUACAGAAUGCUUUCAGAAGAUGAACGUUUGAGAUAUCAUUACACCCUGCAAAUAUUGAAACAAAGCGGUGAAUACGAUCGGAUGACUUAUGAGCAUCAGUCGGUGGGUCAGGGAAGCGGAGCGCAUUCUGGGCCUGGAUUUUUGCCCUGGCAUCGAGAAUUUCUGAAAAGAUUUGAAAUUGCAAUUCGUUUGAUCGAUCCAACUGUAUCAAUACCAUAUUGGGAUUCUGUUUUGGAUAGUUAUUUACCUGAUCCAAAAGAUUCCAUCUUUUUUACUCCACUGUUUAUGGGUGAAAAUGAUGAAUUUGGUAAUGUUGUUACAGGUCCAUUUGCAUAUUGGAGUACUAUCGAUGGUAGACCGGCCAUUUUACGAUCUCUUGGAGAGAAGGGAAAAUUGUUUACUGAAUAUGACAUCGCUGAUAUCUUAGCACAAACACAAAUCGAACAAAUUAUGGCCUAUACAGCACCACUGAAUGAUUGUCCUUAUCAGCCAAUGUUCACUGCCCUUGAAUAUACGCAUUCAUUUGUCCACCUUUGGGUUGGUGGACACAUGGAACCACCGGAACAAUCCUCCAAUGACCCUAUAUUCUACUCUCUUCAUUCAUUCGUUGAUCUUAUUUGGGAAUUAUGGCGUCAAAAUCACCAGUCACGUUGGGCGCGAGAAACUCAAUAUUCUCAAGAUAUCGAGCAGUGCUCGGAUCCGCAACAUUUCAGUUAUGCCAAUAUGCGACCUUUCAAUUUGAUCAAUCGUGAUGAAUCUACAUGUUCAUCACCCUACCUGUUUUGUGACUCACGCAUAAUACCACAUUGUGUGUCUAAAAUUAGAUUCGGUGGUGUAUGCAGCGGUUUUGAAGGACUUGACGCAUGCUUCAAUAGUGUUUGUGUAAUGGGUCGAUGUGUUGCAGGAACUCCGCCAACGGUACCAUUUGUACCGCAGUCUCAAAUGCCAGUCGUACAACGCACGCAAAUAAAGCAACAACACGCCGUUCGAAUAUUCGUGAACUGUUUCAACCAGGAGCCCUGUUGUGAGCAGUGGGCCAGAGAGGGCAACUGUCAGUCCCGUAAGACUGAAAUAUUAAAAAUAUGCUCAGCAGCAUGUGGCAAAUGUCGCCCUGCCUACAACAUCUCCGACGAGUGCACUGAUCGUCACGUGUCAUGUAAGCAGUGGAAAUCAGAGGGACGAUGCUCGCGAAAUCCUGACAAUUUUAUUGCAGAAAACUGUCGUUCGUCAUGUCAACUUUGUGCUGUUAAGAAAAAUUUACAGUGUCAGAAGUUCAAGACUGUAAGUUUUAGUUUUUUACAAAAAUGUUAAAU